UACAAGACCGAGCUCUGCCGUUCGUGGGAAGAAAAUGGCCACUGUCGCUACGGCGCAAAGUGCAAGUUUGCUCACACCGAGAAGGAGCUCCGCCGCGUCGAGCGUCAUCCCAAGUACAAGACCGAGAUGUGCAAGACCUUCUGGGAGAAAGGCACCUGUCCCUACGGCCGACGAUGCUGCUUCAUUCAC
Molecule: messenger RNA, 189 nt
Organism: Polychytrium aggregatum
Lineage: Eukaryota; Fungi; Chytridiomycota; Chytridiomycetes; Polychytriales
Exons: 1
Molecular function (GO): mRNA binding; metal ion binding
Source: RefSeq, a predicted model, not a curated record